This is a messenger RNA of Gossypium arboreum, 4226 nucleotides long. RefSeq lists its product as uncharacterized. Lineage: Eukaryota; Viridiplantae; Streptophyta; Magnoliopsida; Malvales; Malvaceae. Bases 250 to 3951 code for a protein of 1233 amino acids. The record is from RefSeq and is a predicted model, not a curated record. The transcript has 23 exons.
UUUUUCUAUUUAAAUUCUAUGUAAACGAAGUCGUCUACAAUUGAACCGGCAUAAGGAAACCGUACCUUUAAUGGAAAACGAAAAACCCCAUAAAUUAGAUGCCGAGGGAAGCUUUGGAUUUCAAUCCUCUAUUAUUUUUCCGAUACAGAGCCGAACAAUGCUUCUCAAACUCCUUUUUUAGCUUCUAAAUCUGGUUUACUGUAAAAGUACUAUAUUCUAAAGUAGGAUUUAAAAGACAGAACCAAGAACAUGUUCACUGAAGGACUUGACAGCAAUGCCCUCAAAUGGGUUCAAGGACCGAAGGAAAUUCAAUCACAUUCUAGCUUAAGGCCUCGAGUUGAUCAAAUUACCAACAUCCGUGCUGGAGGCCGGAAUUUCGGCUUACCACCGCCGGGUAAAUUCAGAAGCGGCCACUUGCUGGAAACGGCAAUCCCGGUGACUUCCACCACUUUAACCGGUGACGUUGACUAUGACAUUUCCCCCGCUUCUGAAAAUGACGUGACUAGUGACUCGGAGGAAGAUACUGUUUAUGGAGGGAGGCAUUCUCUUGAUUUUUCUCCAGAAGAUCAACAAAUUACUAAUGGAAGUGGAACUGCUCAUAGAUAUGGAAACCAGGCCCAAAGGCAGCCUCUAUAUGCCACUUCCAGUGAUUAUAUAUAUUCAGAUGUUAGUUCGUCUAUGGGGACUAUAAUGGGAGGGAGAAGAGGGAAUCUUGGUGAUAGGUUACUGAAGGGGAAUGGGAGAUUUCCUGUUGGAAGAGAUGGUUUUACAGAAGAGGACAAGUCUUCGGAUUCGGCUAGUAGUUCUGAGUUUUCGAUUGCACAAGUGGGGCGCAUUAAUGGUAGAAUCUCACGGAGUAAAGCAUGUGUUUCUGAAGGGUAUGCUUCGAGUGUGCCUUCUCGGAUCAAUGUUGAAAGUGCUGCUGAUAAGGAUUUGAACUCUGGGAAGCUACACCAUGAAAAGUUCUCUCAUGAUGAUGUUCCAACUGCACCACCAUUUUCUAUUUCAGUACAGAAAGUUAAGCAAGACACUGACUGUGUUCCAGCGUGUGAAAUACAAAGCACCCGGUCUGCAACUGGUACACAUGACCCCAAGGCAUUCAAAUCCAUGUCCAGAGUUAAGAAAGAACAUAAUAGGAGCAGCAGAAAAUCUGAUGAGUUUGUAAGAAUCUGCCACCGGUCAUCAGGCAGUGCUCGCAUUCCAACAUUUCAUGCGAGUGGUCUUGGACCUUGGCAAGCUGUAAUUGCCUACGAUGCAUGUUGCCUUCAUGCUUGGGCAAGGGGUUGCAUGGAAGCUCCUAUGUUUCUGGAAAACGAAUGUGCUCUUUUAAGAGAUACUUUUGGAUUACAACAAAUUCUUUUGCAAUCGGAAGAGGAACGGAUGGAAAAACCCACUUUAGAUUUUACCAGUGAGGCUGCUGCCCCAAAACCUACGAAAAUUGUUGGCAAGAUGAAAGUGCAAGUGCACAAAGUCAAAACAACUGUGGAUCCACCAACUGGCUGUAGUAUGACAUCUCUUAGUCUCAGUGCUCCAAGAGCUAAGCUGAAGACUAUUCAGAAUCAAUUGUCCAAUUUUCAGUCAAUACUUUCUUCAAGGUGGCAGGCUCUUAAAAAUAUUCGAGUUGCUCCUCAUUUACCAAAUAGUUCUUUCUCACAUAAAAGUUUAGCAUAUAUGCAUGCUGGAACUCGGUAUGUAAAACAAGCAACUGGGCUGCUGAAAGUUGGCGUGAGAAGUUCACACAAGAAUUCAUCCUCAUAUGAAGUUAUACAAGAAACAUAUGUGUGCAUGCUGAGACUGAAAAGCUCAGCUGAAGAAAACAACAUAAGAAUCCAACCGGGAUCUGGUGAAACACACAUCUUCUUUCCAGAUAGUUUGGCAGAUGAUCUAAUUGUCGAAGUUCAGGACUCCAAGGGGAAGCAUUUGGGUCACAUCCUUGUGCAAGUGGCUACUAUUGUUGAAGACGCAACUGACAAGUUGCAGUGGUGGUCUAUUUACCGUGAGCCAGAGCAUGAACCUGUAGGCAAGCUUCAACUCUGUAUAAACUACUUAACAAGUUCAGAUGAUAAUAGUCAUCACAAGUGUGGUUCUGUUGCUGAAACAGUUGCUUAUGACCUUGUCUUGGAAGUUGCGAUGAAGGUUCAACAAUUCCAGCAGAGGAACUUACAGUUAUAUGGGUCAUGGAAAUGGCUAUUAACAGAGUUUGCCUCGUAUUACGGAGUUUCUGAUGUCUACACCAAGCUAAGGUAUCUUUCCUAUGUAAUGGAUGUGGCCACACCUACUGCUGAUUGCCUUGGUUUGGUGCAUGAAUUGUUAAUGCCUGUUGCUAUGAAAGGCCACAACAAAAGAGCAUUGAGCCAUCAAGAGAACCGAAUUUUGGGAGAAACCAAAGAUCAAAUCAAGCAGAUUCUUUCUCUGGUUUUCGAGAACUACAAAUCACUUGACGAAUCAUCAUUCUCAGGCAUUAUGGAUGUGUUCGAGCCUGCAACAGGACUUGUAGCACCCGCACUGGAACCUGCAAUUAAUCUUUAUAUGCUUCUACAUGACGUAUUGUCUCCAGAAGCACAAACAAAUCUGUGUCAUUAUUUCCAGGCUGCUGCAAGGAAAAGAUCUAGAAGGCACUUGGCUGAGACUGAUGAAUUUGUUACCACCAACAAUGAGCCCAAUUUUAUGGAAACUGUUGCAAUGUCUAUUGCUUAUCAGAAGAUGACAUGUCUUUGCAGGAACAUUAAGAAUGAGAUAUUAACAGAUAUUAAGAUUCACAAUCAACAUAUACUUCCCACUUUUAUAGACUUACCAAAUCUGUCAGCAUCUAUAUACAGCACCGAACUUUGCAACAGAUUACGUGCAUUCCUUCUUGCAUGCCCACCACCUGGCCCUUCACCACCUAUGGUAGAACUUGUUAUCGAAACUGCUGAUUUCCACCGAGAUCUUGCCAGCUGGAACAUAAGUCAUGUGAAAGGUGGAGUUGAUGCAAAGGAGUUGUUCCACUUGUACAUCAUGAUAUGGAUUCAAGAUAAGCAGCAGUCUCUACUUGAGUCAUGUAAAUUAGAAACGGUUAAGUGGUCAGGAGUUAGAACACAACAUUCUACAACUCCUUUUAUUGAUGAAAUGUAUGAACGACUCAAGGAGACAUUGAGUGACUAUGAAGUCAUCAUCUGCCGGUGGCCUGAGUAUAUUUUUGUGCUGGAAAAUGCUAUUUCAGAUGUUGAGAAAGCUAUAGUGGAGGCUCUCAAUAAGCAGUAUGUAGAUGUAGUAUCUCCUUUGAAGGAAAUUUUGACACCAAAGAAAUUCGGCCUUAAGUACAUGCAGAAACUUACUAAACGAUCUGUAUGCUCCUAUACUGUUCCUGAUGAGCUGGGUAUGCUGUUGAAUUCUAUGAAGAGGAUGCUCGAUGUCCUACGUCCCAAGAUAGAGACCCAGUUCAAGUCAUGGGGUUCUUGCAUCCCUGAAGGUGGAAAUACGGCUCCUGGAGAGCAUCUUAGUGAGGUGACAGUGAUGUUGAGAACCAAGUUUAGAGGAUACCUGCAGGCUGUCGUUGAAAAACUUGCCAAGAAUACCAAAUUACAGAACUCGAAAAAAUUGAAAAAGAUUCUCCAAGAUUCUAAAGAAACUAUGGGAGAGUCUGAUAUUCGAGGCAGAAUGCAGAUGUUAAAAGAACUGCUGAGAAGUACAAUAAAUCACCUUCAUACAGUUUUUGAGACUCAAGUUUUCAUUGCAAUCUGCCGAUGGUACUGGGAUCGGAUGGCACAAGAUGUUCUUGGCUUCUUGGAAAACCGGAAAGAAAAUAGAUCAUGGUACAAAGUUUCCCAAAUUGCUGUAUCCAUUCUGGAUGAUACUUUCACAUCACAGAUGCAACAGCUCGUCGGCAAUGCACUCCCAGCAAAAGACCUUGAGCCACCAAGGUCUAUCUUGGAAGUGCGGUCAAUGCUUGGUAAGGAUGCUUACAACUAGACCAUUAUUUGUGCAGAUUACAAUGAGGUACUGGCACACACACACAUUAGAACAAAUAAAAACCUUAGCUAAGGUUGAAAAAAAAUGGAAGAUGAAAGUUGCCACCAACAUAAGAUCAUCUCAAUGACCUUCUAACCCAAUAAAAAAGAAGAAAAAAAAAAUGAAAAGAAAAGAGAUGACUGAAUUUGCUCUAUAUGUAUAUGAUAAUUCCUUUGGGGCUAUUAGCUCUUACAGUUUUGAAUAUUUAUAUAUAAUUGAAAUUCUUUGCCCGCAAA